This is a messenger RNA of Pimephales promelas (fathead minnow), 1392 nucleotides long. The record is from RefSeq and is a predicted model, not a curated record. Lineage: Eukaryota; Metazoa; Chordata; Actinopteri; Cypriniformes; Leuciscidae.
CCGCUCGCUCUGGGAUCCUGAAGCACGGACUCGCGGAGAGGAGCAGCUUCGCUUCCUUGCAGGAUUUAUUUGUUCGUGGAAAAAUUUCUCUUUUGUUUUCCGUCUUAGAGCAGCGCGCUUUCCGAAUGUCGACGACUCGCUCGGACGGCCCUUCUCUACUCGCCAGGCUUUGCAUGUGUUGCUUUUGUCCUGCAGGAGAGAAGGCAGGCUUUGUGUUUUGGUGGAUCUAGAGCUGAAGGAGGCAGUGCCAGGCGCUGCUGCUGCUGCUGCUGCUGUGGGCUGGACCUGCCACGGAUGGGAAGGUGUCAGACUGCACUUAAACAGAGUGUUGGGUCCGUGAGGACAGCCAUGUGGAGACCUGUUACAGCUCCGUUGGAAGACACUUCAAGUGAUCUGCCAGUUUGUUUCCCUGUAAACGUGGUCUGAAUUUGGAAGCUUGGAUACUUUCCAGUUUGGCAGGAUUCUAUUUUGGAUUUUUGUGCUUGUGGAUGUAUAUGCAUUUUUCUUCUGGAAUCUCAUGUGCGUGUUGCAUUUCAAGCAAAGUCACAUAACAUCAGCCGGUUGUGGAAUUUGGAUGAUAGCACAUCUCACACUGGAGUUCAGUUAUUAAGCUCUCAAUUUCAGGUGUUUGUUGGGAAUUGUGCGAGUUCUGCAUCCACAACUGAGCUUGAGCCAAGAACCUCCUCUCUAGGAAGUGUUCGUUUGAGUGUGUCAUCUGGUGAAAUGGAUGGCCCGCGGUGCAGCGGGAUCCGGAAAAAGCGGAAGUCUCGGUCCGUGCGAGACCGGGAGCGCAUGUCUAACGGGAACAGGAAUAACCAUGUCCGGGGACCCGUGCUUCGAUUCUCCUCGGAUUCUGAGAGGGAAGACCGCACCAACCCCCCCUCCUCCUCCUCGCGACCCAAGCCACCGAGGAGGAAGAGGAAGGAGUCUACCUCUGCUGAGGAGGACAUCAUUGACGGAUUCUCAAUAUCAGGAUUUAUAACGUUGGAAGCCCUUGAGAAGGACAUGACCCUGAAGCCCCACGAGCGGAGGCAGAACCAGGCAGGACCGCUGCGCAAGAAGAAGCCCGGCCGAGUGCCGAACGGACUGAACAUAGACCUACACAAAGACCGACUCAACAACCACCAGCACCACCACUCAGACCAGGAGAACAACCCUCGCCUGGCCCAUACACAUGGCAAGAAGAAGAAACACCUGCAGAAGAAACACCGACCUCAGUGGCAUGCUGAGAGGCCCAUCUGGCCAGACACAAACACACAUUAUCUGGCCUUGCCGCUGGGAGCUGUGUUCAGUUGUUUGUGUGAGAAAUGUACACAGUGUGACACUGCCGAAGAGGACACUGGGCCGAUGUUGUCCCGAUCAGUAUGUCCUCUUAUUUACACACAGUCCUGA